Messenger RNA from Necator americanus (New World hookworm), 5412 nucleotides. RefSeq lists its product as uncharacterized. The record is from RefSeq and is a predicted model, not a curated record. The transcript is spliced from 29 exons. The coding region runs from base 1 to 5412 and encodes 1803 amino acids. NCBI's taxonomy places the organism in Eukaryota, Metazoa, Nematoda, Chromadorea, Rhabditida, Ancylostomatidae.
AUGUUUCACUAUUGGACAACCGCAACGAGCAAAACCAAUUUACCAUUUCUAAGAGUCGCGUUCACGUCAUUUCUCCUCACCAGAAGAACAAUGGAGAAUGGAAACACGUCGACAGAGGUGGCUGGAAAUUCACAAGCAUCCCAUUCAUCUGGUAGCAACGGGUCUGAUGCACCUUCACAUGAAGACCAAAAUCCACGGAAUACAGAAUAUAAACAGGGGAUGGAAAUGAUUUUCGAAGGAGAGAAGCCUGAAGAGCGUGGCGACCAUGUAGUUGAUGCUCACUUCGAAUGCUCAGGGCUUGAAGUAGUGUGGUUGAACAACACAGGUCUAAAUGACUCUUCGGCGAGUAAAGAAAGUGAAAUUUUCUAUCCAGAAGUGGAUGUAGGCGCUAAUGAAACAGCCACCGUCGUCGAAACAAAACUGUGUGACGCUGACAAUCCGGCGUCUUCCAAACCUGCACUCUGUGUAAAUGCGGAACUCUCUCAGCGAGAAACCACAAGUUUACGACACAAAUCCUUACAAAGUCCUUCCUGUGUUCAAGAAACAGCGCACAAUGUUUCUGCCGAAGUGAACAUAAUUGUGAAUUCACGAGAGAACGAUCGAGAACUGGGAAAAUCUGGUGCUUCAUGGGAGCAUGAAGCGAACCCAAAUUAUGUUAAUACGUCGUUUGAAGUUUCCCAGGAUAUAAGCCAACAGAGUCAAGGAAAGAACUACUAUGCUGUGAACCUUCUGACUUCGAGCAAUGCAACAACUAGCGCGUUUUGUGGCGAAAUUGAUGAGCGACCACUGAUUUGUGUGGGGAAGAGUGAAGCGCCAGCUACGUCGGAUUAUACAGCAGCCACCGGCGUACAAUUCGCGCUUCCUUUUGUGCAGAAAACUGGAGUUAUUCCAACAAAUGCGACCUACCUUUUUCAACAACCUCAGUUCAACUACACACACACUCCCACUUCGACGGCCUCUUAUCCUGUGAUAUCUUCUAGUCAGUCACCACGGGAUAUGUUGCCAUCCUAUAUUAGCGGUGGACUCACUCUUACUCGACCGCUAAACUUUUCGUGUCAGCGUUAUGACGUCAAUUCAAACAUCAUUCCUCAUCAGAUAGGGCUUCAUCGGCGACCAGAAGAAUAUUUGAACCUAGCGGCAGUACCUGGUCCGUCAAGCAUCUUCGGAACGGUUCAAACAUCUGUACCAUCGCAGCAAUCGUGCGCUCCCUCUCUGGCACCUGACUCAUUCUCGGCAUAUUCAUUCUUUAACCAACCACAUUAUGGUUCUUCUUUGCCACUGCAUCCCCAAUAUCUAGGGGUAGUGAACUCUACUAAGACCAGCACACCGAUGCUAGGAAGCGACGUACGUGUACUGGAGGAAUCAGGCCGAUCUCUACAGCAAGAAACAGUGAAUGGUGCCGAGAACCAAAAUCUGGUUGUAAAUGGAUUCCAGUUACCUUUUUUCACAUCGUACACUCUCGGGGAGGAAAUUAAAACUUCUUCAAAAAAUCAAGAUGGUGAAAGUUCAGGUGUUGAAGAAAUUCCUCAGACAUGUAGUCCACCAACUCUGCUACCCUCCGAUGCACCUCUCCAGGAAGUCGAUGAUGAUGAGAUGCAAGUGUGUUCAUUAGUUUCUGAUGGUUCUCGCAGAAAUCCAUCUACAAGUGCUCAAGAAGGUCCACGUUUGUCCUUAGAACCGCUGGUUAGCACGCUAGAGGACUUGGCUGUUUUUACAGCUCCACGUCGGUUAGGAGUGAAUCUAUCGAAGGAGGCUUACUAUAAUAAGAAAAGUCUCUUUGCCACUCCAGCAUAUUCACUGCCUCAGUACCCUGCACAGUGGGCCCUGCCGUCUCAGACGUCGGACGGUAUGGCGACCGGUGAGAGGCGAUCAAAUCUCAGGUUGCUCAGGACGUCAUCGAUUCUGGACCAAGGCGACACACGCGCGACUCGCCAUGGAGACUGUCUUAGACUGUGUACCUGCAACGCGAGAACAGUUUCCACAGACGCUGACCUGCAUGCCCUUCUCGGAGCUGCAGAGCGUAUCAAAUUUCAUGUGAUUGCUCUGCAGGAGACCAAGUGCAGAAGGAGCGACGUGCGACAGAUGAAUGACGGUACACUCGUCAUUCGUGGAGAGAAGGUUCCGUCGCGAAAUGUAGGCGGUGUUGGUUUUGUUGGGCACCCAUCUGUCGUCCAUCUCGUCGAUUCUCACGAGAUCCUAUCACCUCGUCUGGCCAUUCUUUGUCUCCGCCCUCUGCGCCAAAAAUCCAUCAGUAUCAUCAACUGCUACUCACCAACAUCAACAGCUGAUGAAUCCGAAUUGGACGCGUUUUACGAGGAGCUGGAGGAAAUGAUCCGCAAAGAGAAGUCCUUCCAAACAUUCGUUGUCGGAGACUUCAACGCAAAACUAGGAAAGGCCACAGAAGAGGAAUACAGGAUUGGAAGAUUUGGACUAGGAGACCGGAAUGAAAAUGGCAAUCGUUUCACCGGGCUGCUUGGUUCUGAUCACCGUCUCCUUCGUGUGAAAAUUCGACUUAGCCACACGAUGAAAAAGAACAUCUGCUAUCGACAACGAAGGAGAAAAGAAGUCGUCUACGACGAUUGCGUACUCGAGGACUUGUACCUUGUCCCAAGAGGAUUACGAGCCUGUGCUGAACGUGCCUCGAAGCCGCGCACGACAAACUUGGAUCGAAUUUCGAAGACCACCAAGGAGCUAUUGGAAAGAAGGAGGCCUUUGAGGCUUGAUCCGAAUGCAUCGCACAUUGAGGGGCAGAAGAAGAUUCCGGAAGCAGCACAAAGAAGAACGAGUCUAAAGAAGUGCCGCAGGGAUCUCCGCGAAUAUAAUAUUCCGCUAGCAACCUUGUUAAGCGAAGACGGGAUUCGCAUGUCUUCUCGUCGUGAGAUGGAAAUCAUUACGGAAAGGUUCUACUCGAACCUCUUCCAUUCAUCAACUCCUGUGUCAAGCUCAGUCAUCCCCACUGACGAAGCUCCACCACGGAUUCUCCCUUCGGAAGUACGAGUCGCUAUCAAGAGCAUGAAACCUGGCACAGCCCCGGGACCUGAUUUUAUAUCAGCAGACUUUCUUCGGGCUGGUGGCCAUCCACUUCAUGUAAUCUUAGCAGAGCACGUGACAUCUUACUUUCAGAAAGGAUCCCAGACCAGUGGAAGACCUCGCGAACCGUUCUUAUCCAUGAGAAAGACAGUGUCGAGAGUCAUAGAAAUUUGUCGGGAAUACCGCCUGCGCUUUGUUCUAACCUUCGUCGACUACGAGAAAGCCUUUGACAACGUAGAAACGAAUGCAAUACUGUCAGCGCUGGUCGAUCAAAGUGUGGACGCGUCAUAUGUGAGGAAAUUAGCCAAUUGCUACGAUCGAUGCACGACUAGGAUACAGCUUUUCCACCGCCCUCUCACCAUACCCAUUGGAAAGGGGGUACGACAAGUCGAUACUAUAUCGCCGAAGCUGUUCACGGCUGCAUUGCAAUGGAUAAUGAAAUCACUAUCCUGGGAAGAAAGGGGCAUACGUGUUGAUGGAAGAUUUCUUUCGAAUCUUCGCUUCGCGGACGACAUCGUUCUCUUUUCGAGCAGUACCAAUGAAGCAGAAACGAUGCUCAACGAAUUGAACGAAGCAGGGAAGAGAAUAGGACUACGAAUAAACAGAAAGAAGACACAGUUCAUGAAGAACGCCCACUGCGAGGACGGAGGAGUACAACUUGAAGGCUCCCAAAUCGUUGAAACUCCGUCAUACGUAUACCUCGGACGUUCUAUGAACAUGGAAAACGAUUUGAAGGAAGAACUGAAUAGAAGAAUGAGAGCAGCAUGGGCAGCAUUCGCAGCCGUCAGGGAAGCUACGGACCAACUGACGGACCAAGAUCUUCGUGCCCAUCUGUUCGAACCGACAGUCCUUCCAGCGCUCUGUUACGCAGCGGAGACGUGGGCGGACACUGUUACCACGUCUAGGAAACUACUUACUACCCACAGAGCCCUUGAGAGAUGUCUCCUGAAGUUUAACCGGCGCACACAACACCUUGCCGGUCUUCGUAGCUCCGACUUAAGAGGAAUGUCCCGUCUUCGCGACCCGAGCGGAGCUAAAGAGGGAGAACAUGUGGAUACGCCCGAUAGUUCGGCUCAUAUUGAAUUGUUGCCACGCGGCACAUUUGGUCAAAACCGACGUUCCACGAGAUACCUCAAACUUGGAAAGAGAUCACAAACUAUUGAUGUUCUUGUUCGAAAUAGCGUGAAGAAUUUUGAAAUCUCGACGUGUGUCUCGUCAAAGGUGCCUCUGCAUUCACCUAAUUCACCUCUACGAACAUUGACCGACGAAGUCGCAAAUCAUGAUAGGCCUCGUGUUCACUCUUAUCUUUCCAUUAUUAAAUAUCCUAGCAUGGUUGAUGUGAACUUCCGACGUCGGCCUGGGAUAAAAACGUCGUGCAAAAUUCGUUUGCUGUUAUUUUCUGAACACCGUCAGCCUUCGAGACCGCGACAUCUAUGCGAUCAAACAAGGGAAGUCAUUGGUAGAGUCUGUGCAUAUUUUCGAGAGUUUUCGAAGAGAUUCGCUGCGCUCGGCAACAAUAUUACGGGAACUCCAUUUGAAAACCCUGAAAGAAUGGCUUCUCAUGCUACCGGCUUCACUUUGCCAACCAUACGGAGAUGUGGAGAACGUAUGGAGGCUGUGCCUUUCUGCACAGUUAGUACAGGGAGUAUUUCUACGGAGGAGGAUAUUUGCAACUUGUCCUGGAUAUUCUCUGAAGAGCCAUGGUGCAUUGCUCAGAGAACUAAAGGCAGGACUUCGACAACAACACGAAAACGACAAAAGAAACGGACUACACCAUCACCUAGUCUGUCUGAUAUUGAGGUGGACCCAGAGGACUCCGUUGAUGAACAAACUAUUGAAGCAGAUCUUGAUUUGUUAAAUAAGAUUGAAAACGAAGACGGGGUUCCGAAGCGGCGCCGUUCGGAAAGGAUUCGAAAUCAGCGAAGAGCCAAACUACUCAGUCGUCUAAAGGCAAUUAACGCAAUCGGAAAGUUGAAAAGCCCUCCAAAGGAAACUGAUGGAAAAAAUAAACUCGUCAGCAUAGACAAGUGCAACACCAUUACGGCUGAUUCAAACAGUCAGGAGGAGAACCGUAAUGGUGCAACAUUUGUGGAGGAACAAAGUCCUACUGAAUUGGAACAGCUGCUUGCCGUCAGGCUUUUCGUGAGAAAGAAACGGCUUCGUCGUACCCGUUCGACAGACUCUAGCAAUUCGUUGAUCUACGGAUCCUCUUUGACAGCGUCGAGAAUGGCGGAGUCUUCGACAAUGUGGGGACGUACCGAAGCGAGCGAAACAGCGCUUGACAGUCCUGAUGGUAGUGGUGCCCUCGCCCAAUCCGCUGUUGCCGUUGCAGCCACGCCACUCAUAGAAGAUGAUGGCUCGAAGUUGCUAUUGCGUAAUUGA